AUGUACGGCAUUCCAUGUCUGUACCAGCAGCGCUUUCGCGACAUUCUUGACGACAUCUGCGAGACACUGUUAUCAACUGGAAUGGUGCCGUUGGACCCGCGACGCCUGCCUGCCUCUGCCUCCCUCUCCACGACGCUACCAUUAUCGCUAGACAUGAAACCUCCCACCUCCGCCGCCGCCCUCCGCUCCUCCGCCUCGACACCCUCACUGCGCUCUCGCGAUGGCACGCUGCCCCCGACCAUGAGGAUGGAUGCUGGUGGAAAUGUGAGGGUUGUGGUGCGGGUGAGGGCUUUCUUGCCCAGAGAGCUCUACCGCGGUGCCGACUGCCUGAUCAGCAUGGACCCGAUAACACAAAUGACAACACUGCACGUCCCAAACGACAGCGACCCGGCCAACGCCCGCGCCAAGAGCCGCAAGGUCAUCGAGGAGAAGUCGUUCACCUUCGACAACUCGUUCUGGAGCCACGACAUGGAGGACCGGCACUACGCGCACCAGGAGGACGUCUACAACAGCCUAGGCGAGGAGUUCCUCGACCACAACUUCGAGGGCUACCACACCUGCAUCUUCGCCUACGGCCAGACCGGCUCCGGCAAGUCGUACACCAUGAUGGGCACGCCCGACCACCCGGGCCUCAUCCCGCGCACCUGCGAGGACCUGUUCCAGCGCAUUGAGCAGGCCCAAAACGAGACACCAAAUAUCUCAUAUCACGUGCGAGCGUCCUAUUUCGAGGUCUACAACGAGCAUGUGCGCGACCUGCUCGUGCCCGUGAAUCCAAGCCAGGCGCCGUACUACCUGAAGAUCCGCGAGUCGCCAUCCGAAGGGCCGUACGUGAAAGAUCUGACGGAGGUGCCUGUCAGGAAUUAUGGGGAAAUCCUGCGAUACAUGAAGUCUGGAGAUGCGAGCCGCACGACAGCGAGUACCAAGAUGAACGACACAAGUAGUCGGAGUCAUGCUGUGUUUACAAUCAUGUUGAAACAGAUUCACCACGAUAUGGAGACGGAUGAGACGACAGAACGCAGCUCACGAAUCAGACUAGUGGAUCUGGCAGGAAGUGAGCGAGCCAAAUCUACCGAGGCAACAGGGGCGAGACUCCGGGAGGGAAGCAAUAUCAACAAGUCCCUGACAACACUUGGGCGUGUAAUUGCGGCUCUGGCCGGCCCAACACAACAGCGUGGCGGAAAGCGAAGCAAAGAUAUUGUCCCGUACCGAGACUCCAUCCUCACAUGGCUUCUGAAAGACUCCCUCGGCGGAAACAGCAAGACGGCCAUGAUCGCCUGCAUCGCGCCGUCCGACUACGAAGAGACACUGUCCACCCUGCGGUAUGCGGACCAGGCCAAGCGCAUCCGCACGCGGGCGGUGGUCAAUCAGGACCACGUCAGCACGGCGGAGCGCGACGCGCAGAUCGCGACCAUGGCCGAGGAGAUCCGCGUGCUGCAGCUGUCGGUAUCGGACUCGCGGCGGCGCGAGAAGGACGUGCGCGAGAGCGAGGAGAAGCUCGAGGAGUACCAGAACCACGUCAUCGCGAUGCAGCGGCUCAUGGAGGAGCGCAGCCUCGUGGCCGAGGGCAAGAUCCGCAGCCUGCAGACCGAGAACGAGGCCCUGCGGCUGCACCUCAAGCUCGCGCUCGACAGCCUCAAGAACCCGAUCCCCGAGGUCGCCGUGCAGAAGCCCAGGGCUGCUGUGGUGGAAGACGAUGGCGACGAUGAUGAUGGGGUGGUCGUCGGUGGUGGCGAUCCGGAGGCUGACAAGGAGAACGCGCCAGUGGACGGGGAUGCGGGCGGGAGAAAGAGCAAGCGGCAGAGCCUUGCGAGCCUCAUGGACGAGGCGUAUUACGACGACGAGGACGACGGGUACUCGUCCGAGGUGUACGAGGAGAAGGCGAGCGAUAUGCAGGACUACAUGCACGAGCUGCUCAGCGACCUGUCCAUGUUCCGGCGCAAGAUCGGCGAUGACAAGGAUCGGUUCUUGGACGAGACGCGGCGACAGCCUUUGGGGGAGAGGACCAACCGCUGA
Molecule: messenger RNA, 2013 nt
Organism: Anthostomella pinea
Lineage: Eukaryota; Fungi; Ascomycota; Sordariomycetes; Xylariales; Xylariaceae
Source: the annotation of a GenBank genome assembly